AUGGCACCUUCAGCCGUCUCAGCCCCCGAAACCACAAUGGCCAUCAAGCCCGCCAAACUCUCAAACCCCGGCCUCGCAGUCGAAAAGAAAGAAAAGACACCCCUCGAAGCCAUCAGCCAAGGCGUCUGCCUCGAAGGAAUCCCAAAAUACAUCUCCUUCGACGCCCACCGUCGCGACAUGCUGCAACACAUGGCCGGCGCCUUUCGCGUGUUUGCCCGCAAAGGCUACACCGAAGGCAUGAGUGGCCACAUUUCCGUCCGCGACCCCGAGAACAUCCACACGUUCUGGACAAACCCUCUGGGCAAGCAUUUUGGACUGCUCAAGGCGAGUGAUAUGAUUCUGGUGGAUUAUGAAGGCAAUGCUAUUGGUGGUAACAUGUCAAGGCCGGCGAAUGCGGCGGGCUUCUUGAUUCAUUCGGCGGUGCACAAGGCAAGACCUGAUGUCAUUGCUGCUUGUCACACACAUUCGCCAUAUGGAAAGGCGUGGAGUACAUUUGCCAGACCUCUCGAGAUGUUGAAUCAGGAUGUCUGUUACUUCUACGGCGAAGCUCAGGCCGUCUACAAGGAAUUCGGCGGUAUUGUGUUUAACGAGGAGGAAGGGCUUAAGCUUGCUAGCGCUUUGGGACCCAAAGGCAAAGGUAUGAUUUUGAGAAAUCAUGGCUUGUUGACUGUGGGCAACACGGUUGAUGAAGCUGCGUAUUUGUAUACGUUGAUGGAAAGGAGUUGCGAGGUUCAGUUGCUCGCUGAGGCGGCGUGUGCGAGUGGUAUCCAGAAGGUCAUCGUGCCUGAUGAGUCUGCCGAGUACACCUACAGGAUGGGCAGCGAUGCUGACACUCUGUACGAGGAGUUCCAGCCCGAUUUGGAGUACGAGGACGCCAUGACCAAUGGCGACUUCAGGAACUGA
Molecule: messenger RNA, 903 nt
Organism: Aureobasidium uvarum
Lineage: Eukaryota; Fungi; Ascomycota; Dothideomycetes; Dothideales; Saccotheciaceae
Source: the annotation of a GenBank genome assembly